Molecule: messenger RNA, 1690 nt
Organism: Cygnus atratus (black swan)
Lineage: Eukaryota; Metazoa; Chordata; Aves; Anseriformes; Anatidae
Gene: XBP1
Product: X-box binding protein 1
Cellular component (GO): nucleus
Molecular function (GO): RNA polymerase II transcription regulatory region sequence-specific DNA binding; DNA-binding transcription factor activity, RNA polymerase II-specific
Source: RefSeq, a predicted model, not a curated record
GCGGGGCGGCAGCGCCCGCAGAGCGCCGUGCGCGCCGGGCCCGGGCCGUCCUCUCUGCGCCGGCCAUGGCAGCGCUCCCCGGGGCCGCGGCCCCGCGCCUGCUCCUCAUCCCCAGCGAGGCGGCCGAGCCCGCCGCCGGCCGGCGCCUUUCCGUCGUCCUGCCGGCAGGAGCGGCCCCUAGUCCCCCGGGGGCUCCGCAGCCGGCCCGCAAACGGCAGCGGCUCACCCAUCUGAGCCCGGAGGAGAAGGCGCUGCGCAGGAAGCUGAAGAACCGCGUGGCGGCCCAGAGCGCCCGGGACAGGAAGAAAGCGCGGAUGACGGAGCUGGAGCAGCAGGUGGUGGAGCUGGAGGAGGAGAACCAGAAGCUGCUUCUGGAGAACCAGCUCCUGCGGGAGAAGACGUGCAGCCUUUCCCUGGAGAACCAGGAGCUCCGCUGCCGCCUGGGUUUGGAUGUUCUGAAAACAGAGAAGGAAAGCGAGUCUCAGGUCGUGAUGGAAUCACAAGUGGAUGAGAUCGGGUUGGUGACCGGGUCCGCUGAGUCCGCAGCACUCAGACUACGUGUUUCUGCAGCAGGUGCAGGCCCAGCAGUCACCAUUUCUGACAAAUUCCACAUGGAUUCUGAUGGCAGUGACUCUUCAGAUAUUGAGUCUGAUCUCCUGUUGGGCUUUCUGGACAGUCUGGACCCAGAGAUGUUUCUCAAAUGUGCUGAUUCAGAAUCAGCAUGCCUGGAAAAGCUGGAGGAAGAGAUCUGUGGAGAAACAAAUUCCAUACCGACCUCCCCCUCUCCCUCUUUGGGGUCCCCAUCAGCUAAGCUGGAGGCCAUUAAUGAACUCAUAAGGUUUGAUCAUGUAUACACAAAGCCCUUAAUAUUGGAGAUUCCUGUUAAAAUGGGCAACCAAACCAAUAUGCUAGUGAAAGUUGAGGAAGUAUCUCUCUCUCCAUCUGAAGACAAAGCUAUUGCUGAGAUCCCAGCCUCUGUGAAAGAGGAACCUGUAGACAGCUUCAUGCCAGAACUGGGCAUCUCUCAUCUGCUUCCCUCUCCUUGUAGCCUUGCAGCCUCAAGUUAUCUGUUGGAUGCUGGUAGUGACUCAGGAUAUGAAGGAUCCCUGUCACCUUUCAGUGAUAUGUCCUCUCCACUUGAUACUGACCAUGCCUGGGAGGAUAGCUUUGCAAAUGAACUAUUUCCCCAGCUGAUCAGUGUCUAACUCAGUGUUAACUCUCCCUGGUUAACUAUUCUGGCAGGGUAAUAGGAUAUGCCCCUUGAGGGGUGUGUGUGUGGGAAAUCAAGUGUAUACAGAAAAAUGAUCACUUCUACCUAAGAAUGCUGGUAGGUGGGGUGAUGGCCAAUGUAUUAUGGCCAAUGUAUUUCUACUGGUAUGAAGAAAAAAAAAAACACGUAGGGUGUUGUCCCUGUGUGUGUUGCCCCCCUCCCCCAGCGUUGGCUUAUGAGAGAAGUUGGUUUCUCAGUAACUUGGCAAUUUGGCUGAACCUGAAAAUCAAAAUAUUCAUUUUCUUUAAUGCUGAAAGCUUUAAUGGUCUAUUCAGGUAUAGACAGCUGGGUUAAAACUACAUAGUCUGUACAUCUUACGGAUUUACUGUGUAAAUGCUUGUUUUCCAUUUGCUAUGUAGAGUUGCUUUCUCCAUUUUAAUAUUUAACUGUAUUGGUGCAAUUAAAGUGCAAUGCAGCUCA